AAUCCCGAGCAGUCGUCACAUGACAGCGACGGGUGUGCGUGAUAUCUCGUGAAUCUCUCGAUGUGAGGAUCGAGGUUUCGUUAGGCGAAAAACGAAAGGACCACCGGGCUACUUAGCUUCUCCCCGGAGUGUCGGCUGUACUUGAGGACCGCGGAAUAUUGCGUGUAUCGUGUUGCGCGGACGGCGAAGCUUACUGUCGCGACGAUGAGGUACAUCCUGGGUAAAACAUUUGCGAUCCUCGCUUCGACAACGAUCCUUAUUCUAGUUUUGUAUUAUGUAUUUACUGGCAAGGGGGAGCAGGUCAGCAUUGGAUGGUUCUUGACGAACACCUCACCGUACAUGUGGUGCACGCUGGGGAUAGGUCUAUCGGUAGCUUUGUCCGUAGUAGGGGCGGCAUUAGGUAUCCAUACAACGGGGGUGUCCAUCGUCGGCGGUGGCGUGAAAGCACCUAGGAUCAAGACGAAGAAUUUGAUUUCUGUGAUAUUCUGCGAGGCCGUGGCCAUCUACGGCCUGAUCACUGCCAUCGUUCUGUCCGGCAUGCUCGAGAAAUUCUCCUACACGAAAGUUUUCGAGAACGAGGAGAUCAGGAAUCAGAACUGGCUGUCUGGAUACUUGAUGUUCGGCGCUGGUUUCGCCGUUGGCCUCGUCAAUCUCUUCUGCGGCAUAGCGGUCGGCAUCGUCGGCUCCGGCGCGGCCCUCGCCGACGCGGCCAACUCCGCCCUAUUCGUGAAGAUUCUCAUAGUCGAGAUCUUUGGUUCCGCCAUAGGGCUCUUUGGUCUGAUCGUCGGUAUUUAUAUGACAUCCAAAGUGAAAAUGGGCGACAAGCUGUCAUAAGUUGUCGAGAGAAUAAGCUACGGAGUUAUUUAUCGGGAUCACAGUGUUCCAUUCCACAUUUAGUCAUCGAUAAAAGAGAGUCUAGAGGAAUGACUGCAUAUCUACAAAAUCAUUGUGAAAUCGGAGGAAUUUUUUCAGGAUACCAAUGUGCGAAUUUGGUAUAUUAUUGCAUGUCUGUAAUUAUAUCCACGCGAUUCUAGAUAACAUAAUUUAACAUCCAUUCUGUGUCUAUAAUUGUGAAUAUUGUUAUAUUGUUUUGGACGCAUCAUUCUUUUAAAAGUGGCUAAAGAUUAAGUGUAAACGUUGCAAUAGGCCGUAGUUUUUAUCGAUAUUAGAGAGAUAACAUAAUUUCUGUUUCACUUUUCGAGUGCGUUAUAGCGCUCACCUUUGCGUAAGUUAAUGUACAUAUUCUCUUGUCAACGUAAGUAAAAGUAUAUAAUAUACAAAA
Wasmannia auropunctata (little fire ant) is the source of this 1282-nucleotide messenger RNA. It is a transcript of the gene VhaPPA1-1, whose product is annotated as V-type proton ATPase 21 kDa proteolipid subunit. Gene Ontology annotation, cellular component: proton-transporting V-type ATPase, V0 domain. The transcript has 5 exons. The record is from RefSeq and is a predicted model, not a curated record. Gene Ontology annotation, biological process: proton transmembrane transport. NCBI's taxonomy places the organism in Eukaryota, Metazoa, Arthropoda, Insecta, Hymenoptera, Formicidae. The coding region runs from base 205 to 834 and encodes 209 amino acids. Gene Ontology annotation, molecular function: proton-transporting ATPase activity, rotational mechanism.